CGCAGCCGAACGCGCUAACCACCCGCACCAUCGAGCUACUCAUUAUUGUCUCAAACCUUUUCCGAAUCUAAUUGCGGAAGAUAUUGUUGUGUUGACUGUGAUAACUUAUCCCUGAGUAGUACACUGAUAACGACGCCCAUUUAAAUGUCUUACAUCAGCCACAACAACAGCAAUCAGUUUUAUCACCAUAAGGCUCAAAGUGAAAGUAGAAGUUCUUUUUUUUUAGUCCUAACAUUUAAGUUGUGCGGAUCAGUUCAUCUGAUCUGAAACCGCGUUUUGGUCGCAUACAGUUUUAGUAAAAGCUUUGAGAAUUACGCUGAUAAAGGAAGAACCGGGUGAGUCCGGCGCGUUCGCGAGUGCCGGGCGAGCGGGUGUGGUCCGCUCGGAGGAGACGCGACGGGACGUAGACCCGCCCUGGUUGCGACACGCGCCCACCAGCUGACACUACCACCACACAUGCACCAGGGUAAAUGAAAAUGAAUGUAUCGGAGAAGCAGCGCAUCCGCGUGAUGGAGGGCGAUUGGAGCCCCCUGUCUGUGGGGCGGCAUAUCGUCGACGGGGGCCUGCAGGAGGAUCCCUUCUACGUGAUGGACGUUGGAGAAGUGGUCGCCCGCUACCACACCUGGCGCGAGCUGAUGCCGCGCGUCGAGCCAUUCUACGCGGUGAAAUGCAACGACGACAAGUUGCUAGUGGCGACCCUAGCGGCUCUCGGGACCGGCUUCGACUGCGCCUCCAAGGCGGAGAUCGAACUGGUGACCAGCAUCGGUGUGCACCCUGAGCGCAUUAUUUUUGCGAACCCGGCCAAGAUGGCGUCGCACAUCAAGUACUCGGCGCGCGCGGGAGUCGACACCAUGACCUUCGACUCGGAGGCCGAGCUCAUGAAGAUCAAGCAGCACAUGCCGCAUGCCCAGUUGGUUCUCCGCAUCCGUUGCGACGCGGCGAAGGCUCGGUGCCCGCUCGGCAUUAAGUUCGGUUGCGACCCCGUGACCGAGGCGCCGGGGUUGCUCAAACUCGCCGCCGUGUUGGGACUACAGGUGAUCGGCGUGUCGUUCCACGUGGGCUCAGGCACGCAGGAGACAGGCGUGUAUCUGCGUGCGAUCCAACAUUCGCGAGCGGUGUUCUCACUUGCAGCGGACGUCGGACACGCGAACAUGCGCCUUCUCGAUAUCGGUGGGGGAUUCCCCGGCGCUCUGCACUCGGACAUACGCGAGGUGUCGCAAGUGAUAAACGGCGCAUUGGAGACAUACUUCAGCGAUCGUUCUGUCCGAGUGAUCGCAGAGCCGGGCAGGUACUUCGCAGCCGCUGCCUACACAUUGUUCGCUAUGGUGCACUCUAGUAGGAGGGUCACUCAGAAGGACCAGGAGGGCGUCGAGCAGAGCCACACCAUGUACUUCAUCAACGUCGGUGUCUAUGGAUCCUUCAACUGCGUGCUCUACGACCAAUUCACGUGUUACACUAACGAGGGCGUGGUGGCAGAGACUAUAAAGCCCAAAUGCGAGAAACCUCAGCCAUGUUCUGUGUGGGGCCCCAGUUGCGACAGCAAAGACUGCGUACUUCCCAAUACUUUCCUCCCGCCGUUGUCCACGGGGGAUUGGCUCAUGUUCAGGGAUAUGGGCGCGUAUAGUUUAUGCAUCACUUCCGCCUUCAAUGGAUUUCCGGUGCCGAAGGUGCGAGCCGUUAUAGACUCUAGUGUGUGGUCUGUGUUGAAAGAUCUAUGGCCGCUCAGCGAUUCUCACUUCUGCCGCGGCGACCCGAUGACGGGCCCGCAGAGCGCCGACCAGCCGAUACUGCCGUCUCCAACCGGCACACCCAUGCCGUGUCUAUCGCACUCGACUGAGCCCGUAUUGGUCGAGUGCGCCCUCAAGUGAAAAGUACCCGCCAUACCUAAACGCUAGCUAAAAGCAAUAACCGCUUUAGGUGCUACAAUGCCACAAUAGUGACUAUUUGUAGCAUCGCAGACCCUAUAUUUCUUCAAACUUAUGUUCUAUUAAAUAAAUACAUAACUAAGCA
This is a messenger RNA of Chilo suppressalis (striped riceborer), 2010 nucleotides long. The record is from the annotation of a GenBank genome assembly. NCBI's taxonomy places the organism in Eukaryota, Metazoa, Arthropoda, Insecta, Lepidoptera, Crambidae.